GAAUAAAAUUAGUCGAUAAAAAUAUUAAAUUUAAGGAUUUGGGACACAGAGGGCAGAAGAGAGAUAGAUAGAGAGAGAGAGAAGGAAGCAAAAGAAGAUGUCGCUGAGAUUACUUCACCUUCUUCCCCAAAACACCUGCUUUCCUCGGAAUCUCGAAUAUCAACAGCAAAGGUUGACCCGGCCCGUAACCCGAAUUCAGUGCGCAAGGAGAGACGAUGAAGACGACGAAAUCAUCAGCAACAUGCGGCUAAGGAGGCCCAAGAGGAAGAAGAAGAUUAUGAGCGAUUCGGAGCUGGCUAAAGAUUUGGCUAGAGAAAUCGGGAAAGCGAACACAGCCUCGGAACAGAGACGAGAAGCGAUGAAGAAGAGCGGUGAGAUUCUUUGGGGAGAGUUUUGUAAGCAUAUGGGUUUGAAAGAAGAUGAGAUGAGGAUCAAAUGGAGGAAGAUUGAAGAAGAAGAAGAGAGAUUGAGUCUGGUUAGAGAGUUUGUGGAUGAAUGGGCUGGAGAUUUUCAGCCUUUAUCUGUUAGAUCUGUUAAAGAAAUGGUCGAACUUGAGUGUUUUGGUUCUGACAAAACAAUCGAUCCUUCUUCUUCUUCUCCUUCUAUGUCUUCGUUUUCAGGGUUGUUUCCUGGAUUGAAGAGAAUCAUUGGUUUUGAGUAGAAAGAUUCUCCUUAAAUGUUCUGUUUUGUAAUCUAUGUUUUCGUUUGUCUGAUCAGUUUCGUUAAGGCAUUUCAUAGUACAUUUGUGCUUGAGCUAAGAAUAAGACUGCUGAUACUGCAACAUGUUGUUAGAUUUAUGAAACCAAAUCUUUGUUAUGUGAUAUACAAAACAGAGAGAAUUGGUGAUUGGUGAUGAA
Messenger RNA from Camelina sativa (false flax), 857 nucleotides. RefSeq lists its product as uncharacterized. The record is from RefSeq and is a predicted model, not a curated record. Lineage: Eukaryota; Viridiplantae; Streptophyta; Magnoliopsida; Brassicales; Brassicaceae.